Messenger RNA from Scheffersomyces amazonensis, 1608 nucleotides. Its product is annotated as Rab GTPase-activating protein. Bases 1 to 1608 code for a protein of 535 amino acids. The transcript is spliced from 2 exons. Lineage: Eukaryota; Fungi; Ascomycota; Pichiomycetes; Serinales; Debaryomycetaceae. The record is from RefSeq and is a predicted model, not a curated record.
AUGUCACAGUUUCUCGAUCCGACACUUGAAGUGAGUACUCCCAAGCAGUCUGGUCAUAAACGUACAGAAUCCUCCUAUUCUACUAGUUAUUCAGUACUUGAUAUCUAUGAAACGGAAUCUCCAAUAUCCGCUCGAAGUCCUACAACUACUAAUAAUGAAUUAGGUGAUGAAAUUAUGAGAGGAUUAGAUGAAUUGGAAUUUAAAGAUCUUUCCAAUGAUAAUACCUUAUUUGCAUCCAAUGGAUCCGAGACUGAAAUAAAUUCAAAUUCAAAUUUAAAUUUAAAUUUAAAUUUAAAUUCCAAUUCAUAUAUAGAAGAAAGAAUUGAAUAUAUUACCCCCAUAAAUAAUAUUACUAAUAUUAAAACCAUAUUAUCAUCUCCAUAUGACAUGUAUGGAUUUAAAAAGAAAUCUAAUCUUAGUUCUAUAACUCCUGAACAUUAUAAUCAAUGGUUUGAACAAUAUUCUCAGUAUUUACUUGAAAGAAAGCAAAAAUGGUUAUCAUUAAUGAGAACUAAUGGAUUAAAUCUUCCCAAUGAUUCAACUAUACCGACAAGAUUCCCUCCAAAAUCAGCUAAAGUUAAAAAAUUAAUUCGAAAGGGAAUUCCCCCUGAAUGGAGAGGUAAUGCAUGGUUUUAUUAUGCUGGAGGAUAUGAAAAACUUAGUAAACAUAAUGGAUUAUAUAAGGAAAUAGCCACUAAUGGAGUUAAAAAUAAGGAUUCAGAUGUAAUUGAAAGAGAUCUUGAUCGAACAUUCCCAGAUAAUAAAUAUUUUAAAUCUAAUGAUAAUAAUGAACCAAAAAUGAUUCAAAGUUUACGAAGAGUUUUAACAGCAUUUGCUCAUUAUAAACCACAAAUUGGUUAUUGUCAAUCAUUAAAUUUUUUAGCAGGACUUCUACUAUUAUUUAUGAAUGAAGAACGAUCGUUUUGGAUGUUAGUUAUAUUAACUGAAAGAAUUAUACCCAAUGUUCAUAGUCAUAAUUUAGAAGGAGUUCAUACCGAUCAAGGAGUUUUAAUGUUAUGUAUAAAGGAAUAUAUUAAUCAAUUAUGGCCUAUUUUAGGUAAAUCAUUUGAUGGACAAUUAAUUGCUGAAGAUAAAAUUCUUAGUAAUUUACCUCCUAUUGCAUUAGUAACAUCUCCAUGGUUUAUGUCCCUUUUUGUUGGAGUAUUACCAAUUGAAUCAACUUUAAGAAUAUGGGAUAUUUUAUGGUAUCAAGGAUCAAAAACUAUAUUUCGAAUUGGAUUAACAUUAUUUAAAAUGAGUUCAGAAACAAAUGAAUUUCAAGAAUUAACUCUGACAAAUUCUAGUCAAAAUGAUCAAGUAGAAUUAUAUCAAUUUAUGCAAAGUUAUCCUAAAAGUCUUUUAGAUCCUAAUGAAGUUUUAGGUAAUUGUUUUAAAAAAAUUGGUGGUUAUGGUUAUGGAUCAUUAUCACAAGCAGAGAUAGAUACAUGUAGAGAAUUUGUAUCUAAACAACGAGAGAAAUUAAAUAAUAAAAAGAAGAAUACUUCAAUAGCAGUUACUGAUGAAGAAAGACAAACAUUAUUAUUAGGACAAGAUGUUCAUGAUGUUUAUGGAUUUCAUCGAUCAAUUAUGAUAUUACAAAUAAAAUGA